UAAGAUCCUAUUUAAGUCGGGAUCGAGAUUUCAAAUAAAUAGGCGUUUCGCUUUGUUUGUAAACAUUGAAUCAUUGUUUUUUUUUUUUGCCAACUUUGUAAAAAAUCAGGCGAUCAAUUAGAAAUAAUUAUAUUGCACAAUGAAAGUUCUGACGUAUAUUGAUAAACCUGGUUUAUGCCAUGGAGGAGCAUGACAUAUCAACAGUCAGACGAGCCUCUGAUCUCCCUGUAAGUACAAAAAGUUCAGUGUCGAGUGGUCUUGUACAUCAUAUCGAGUCCACUACAGCCAGUGUCAAGUUAUCAGGGUAUAAAGUAAGAACGCUUUCAGACACUGAGUCGGAGUUCACCUCAUCAGAAGAAGAGGAGAGAGACUACACAAUCACGGAGAUUGACUUAAGCAAGGAGGUUGCGCCCUUGUCUGGGUUAGAGGACACAGAACCUCUCAGUGAUAAAGAUGACAGUAUCUCAGUGUCCUUGAAAAACUCCUGCAACUUUAAAGAACAGGUGAAUUUUCCAUUAGAGACUCCAGACCCAGUCAUUAGAGAGGUUGUGGAAGAGGCACAGAAGAAAUUAGAUUUAAAGAGAGUAUUUUCUGAGGUUCGGUUCAAUCCAUUUGAUCGAGAUCUACACAUGGAGGAGGAACACUACACAGAUGAUGGCAUUCCCACUCUUAGCAGUGAACAAGAAUACAAGUCCAGUUCAAAUGGCAGUUCUUGGGCCAAUGUGUCUGAUGACAAUCCUGAUGUUACAAAUGCUGACCUUGGACUUGCUGAGGAUCACUUUUCUCAUCCAGAGGGGCACUUUGGAUUAAGUAACACAGAAGAACUAGAAAUGGCAAUAGAAAAUUGUAAAGAACUGAUUGGUCGAGCCCAGCCUCACUCUGAUCGACACAAAAAUCUUGUCCAGAAACUGGUACAGUUGAGGCUUAAACUUCAAGAGUUGAAGGAUGGACCUGAUCCGAUUCCAGUGGACGUGAAGUUGGUGGUCGGACAUAAGUUCCAGACUCAAGAAAGCCGAAGCACCAAGUACUACUGUGAGAAGUGUAACGCUAUGAUUCUGGGAGUCAUACAGAAGUGGUUCCGCUGCUCUGAGUGUGGUUAUAGCUGUCAUGAUAAAUGCCUGAACAAUAUCACCAGGAUGUGUGCUAGUCAAAAGGUACUGGAAAGUCCAGAGUACUUCCUUUCAAUCUGUCCAAACAGAGGCCUGUCUGCUCAAAACUACCGCUGUGCUGAGUGCCGCAAAGCCAUAUCAUUCAAGCCUGGAUUUAGCGAGCCUCGCCUAUGUGACUACUCGGGGCAAUACUUCUGUGAACUCUGUCACUGGAACAACACUAUGGUCGUUCCAUCACGAGUCCUUCAUAACUGGGAUUUUGAACCAAGAAAGGUGAGUCGUGCCUCUAAGCAGUUUCUGAAGCUGAUGACAUUAAAAGCAGUAAUAAGGAUACAAGAUGUCAAUCCAAUGUUAUUCAACUUUGUGGAGGAACUGAAUGAUGUCAAGAAACUCCGGGAGGAGCUAUUAAUCAUGAAGAAGUACCUGUUAGUGUGUACAGAGGCCAUGAAAAAGAAGUUCCUUCUGCUGCUAAGCGAGCGACAACACUUUGUGGAGACUUCGGACAAAUACUCGAUGCAGGAUCUACUCGACAUUACAUCAGAUACACUCCUUCCCGAACUGGCCAAUAUACACACAACAUGGGCCCAGCACAUCAAAACAGAUUGUCAAAAAUGUCAGGCUAAGGGCUUUAUCUGUGAGUUGUGUGAUGACAAAGAGACAUUAUUCCCCUUUGAUAGCAUAGCAGUGGUCUGUUCCCAGUGUUCUUAUGUCCUGCACAGACAUUGUUUUGCCAAAAGGGGUGCCCAGUGUCCAAGAUGUGAAAGAAGAAGUAAGAGAAAUGUCAACUAAAAACUUAAAACAUGCUGAUGUGCAAUGUCAAACUUUGAAAUCAUCAAUUCAUGUGAUACAUAUGUAUUUGUUUACAAUAAACUGUGAUUUCUGUU
Messenger RNA from Magallana angulata, 1993 nucleotides. Its product is annotated as differentially expressed in FDCP 8 homolog A-like. Lineage: Eukaryota; Metazoa; Mollusca; Bivalvia; Ostreida; Ostreidae. The record is from RefSeq and is a predicted model, not a curated record. The transcript has 12 exons. The coding region runs from base 180 to 1898 and encodes 572 amino acids.